UACGGAUUCGGCGCGGCAGCGAAACAGGCACGGACUUGCACGCGCCAGUAGCCUAGUACUCGUCGAGCUUCAUAUCGUAUUCGCGCGCGAUAAUUUCGCGCGUGUGUUGCUGCUCCAGUAUACAUAGAUAUAUACGCCGAAUAGAGCAAUAAUAACGCUGUGUAACGUCGCUGUGUCGCGCGCUAUACCGUCCGAUGUCUCGUUAUGUAGAUCUUGCUGGAAAAUCGUAAACAAUCGCGUGGCCGACGAAGAGUCCGCUGCUUCGAAGCGACGUUUCGUUGUAUACAUCGAUUGUACGGUGAUUUUCCUGUGCUUUUUUUUCACGCGUCGAGUCAAGAGGAGGCGAGGGCAAGUUUGCAGAUUUUUCGAAUUAACCGACGUACGAGGAUUCAAUUAUGAACGUGCAUUGCUACUUGCUGGUUGCUUUGGCAACUUUGUCGUCGGUUCAGUCGCAGUCCGUGCUGAAUUGGUUCUGGGGCAGCGGUGAAUCCCAGGCGGUCGUAUCCGAUGGAGUGCCACUGAUCUCCAUACCCUACGAAUCGCUCACCGAGGAUGAAAAAUUCCUCAAAGAGGCCUCCAAGUUUGUCACCGACAUCCAGGUAUCAUCCCCGUUGGAAGUAUGUCAGCACAAAGUCAUAAUGAAGAUCAAGACUUCCUGUAGUAGCAUGUCCGAGGAACAGCUGGCUAAAUUAAGUGUUAAUCUUCUAAAUUGUCAAUCCGAGAACGAAGGAAGAAGAACCUUUCCUUGCACAGAUGGAAUGACUAUCAAAGAAUGUACUUCUAAUAUGGAUGCUGAUACAUGGAAUGCCUAUCAUUUAAUGAGUAACAGAGCAAGAGCAGUAUGUUACGCAUCAAGAAGUAACCAGUUUCGAGCACUAACAGAAAUAACAGUCAAUAGAUUAAUGCAGUCAGCUCAUAAUCAAAUCAAGACUUUGGAUUCUCUAAAGGAAAGUCAAGAUCGUCUUGAAGAACAGACAACUAAUGCCCACAAAAUCAUAGAGACUAACAUUGAAGAUUUAACUAAAGAAAAAGCCUUGAUACGAAUUGGUCAUGAUCAACUAGCUGCCAUGACUGAAGACAUUAAGAAUAGAUUGGAAAAAGCGAGUCAAGAGUUGGAAAACCAAGCAGCUGAACGAAGUCUAAACCACGAAGAACUUAUAUCAGAUCUAGAAAAUAUUCAGAUGCAAGCUAGAGAACUUUGGAACAAAAUUGAAAACAGCACUGAUAGAAUUAUUGCCCAAAAUAAUGCAGCAGCUGCUCAAUAUGAGCAAACAAUGCUUAAACUUGAAAGAAUGAAUGAAACCAUUGUAUUUCUGUCUGAUUUGACGGAUAAAAUGCGUGUUGAAGUAGAUGAAAAGUUGGGUUGGAUUAAACAAUACAUUGGUUCAACUGGAGAACAUUUGGAAAAAAUUUACCGUAUUACUCUGCAUGUGAUUUACUUACUUGGUGCUAUGGUGGUAGCAGCUUUCCUUCAUGCUCCAUUCUUAACUCGAACUGCAAUCAUGGGAAUAAUCCCCUUAAAUUUAGCAUCGUAUUUGAAACAUGGGUUGACCGCCUGCCUCGACUUUUACAGUCUGACUGUUUUAAUAAUUUUGAUAACAACAAUGCAUUAUAUUAUGAAUGCAAUUCAAUACUUGCUACGUUCUAAAUCUUCAUCUGAAUUAACAAAAGAAGAUAUCAAAAAAAUUUAUAAGACACUUCACCCCGAUGAAAUGAAUUCCAAUCAAAAAAUGAGUACAAAAGAUUUUCCAGAUGGAAAUGAAAAAGAGAAUAUCUUCAAAAGAGUGGGACACAACAUCCAUAGUUUAAUUUAUUCUAUACACAGACAGAUAAAUUAUAACAUUGUAAACAUGAAAAUUAAAUUCAAAUCAUUGAGGCGCUGGAUUUGGGUGAAAUUUACGCCAACCGAAGAAUUAUCUUGUUCGUACUUGCCGGCGAAAACUUAUCAAGAAUGCAUCAUUAGAAGUACAAAUGCAAAUAUUUCCAUCUCCGACGAUGGGAGUGAUUUUGAGGAGUAUCAUGGAACCGACAGGUUUGUUGAUGAUGACUACAGUGUGAGUGGUGCUGUUUUAAAACAUAGAGACUUGGAUAAAUUCACAUCGCCUCUAACAACUUAUACCUCUAAUAUUCGCAACCCUGACGUAGUCACGAGUCGCACGACGAAUCGAGCGAAACCUAAGAUAAUCUCUGACAGCAUUUUAACACCAGCCACUAGACCACUGUGUGGAGCAAGAACGAGGAGUGGAAAUCCCUGCAGAUUGUUAUCAUCGAAAGGACAAAAUUUUUGUCACAGGCAUGCGACAGGAGGUUCUGUGAUAGGUGAUUAGUUAAAUCUCAAUUGUUUUUUUUCUUACUUUUCUUUACAAGUUGAUACAUGUAAUUAUGAUCAUUGUUAUUGUGUGAAACAAUUUAUCUUUAAGUAGUAUCAUUAAUAAUUGUAAUCAAUUUUGACGCAAUUGUUUUGCGUGUUGUCCACUGCAUGUGCGCAUAUUUACAAAUACGCAUAAUAAUUAUUUUUGUAUAUACACUUUUUAAUCGUAUCGGUGCAAGGAUAACGAAGGUAGCCUCUCGAAUCCUCAAUCUAUUCAUAUAAUGUUCCUCUUUUUUUGUUCAUCAUUGUUAUUUAUGUGAUCAGCUUUUGACUUGAGCGAAACACGAUCGUUUUAAUUAUACAGUUGUACUACUUAUUGUCGUGCAAACAAAUAUUUUCAAAAUAAGCCGCCACAUCGUAUAAAUAAUCUUUUUUAAAACAGUUAUAUUGUAAUAUUAGUUUAUAUUAUAAUGAAUUCAUAAUAAAUGAAAUUAAAAACGCUUUAAAAAAAAUUAGUCGUUGUAUAAACUCUGAAAAUGUCUAUACUGAUAACUAGAUAAGGGAAUGUAAUCCAAUUAGAGUUUUUUAAUUAAAAGAAUGACCAAUUCCGUGGUGUGUAUCACGAAUGCGAGGCUUCAUUUUUUAGUCGAUAAUUUUUCACCGUAUAUACCAAUUUCAGCCACGGCAACGUGCGUGUAGUUAUAAAAAAAAUUAAUGAGAUAAGUUUCUUGGGAAUGAAUCAUGUAUCGUUGCGGCCACACGUGCAUUAAUUACUUUAUCAUUGUCGACGUUAUUUCACCUCCGUUCAAUUUGUGUGCGUUUUUGUUUUUCCUUCAUCGUCGAGAUGAAAUUUUUCAACGUGACCAUCAUGUUAUAUUCAUAGGUGUGAUAAUUGUAUAUUAAGGUAUAUGAAAUUAGAUAGGAAUAUAUUUAAAUAUUUUUUAUAGUAUCUCAUUGUAAAUGAAAGUAAAACUUUGUUUUGUAACUUAUGAAAAACGAACGAAUAAACGAUAUAUUUACGAAA
Trichogramma pretiosum is the source of this 3335-nucleotide messenger RNA. Its product is annotated as protein brambleberry-like. The record is from RefSeq and is a predicted model, not a curated record. The coding region runs from base 396 to 2327 and encodes 643 amino acids. NCBI's taxonomy places the organism in Eukaryota, Metazoa, Arthropoda, Insecta, Hymenoptera, Trichogrammatidae. The transcript has 8 exons.